Cajanus cajan (pigeon pea) is the source of this 618-nucleotide messenger RNA. NCBI's taxonomy places the organism in Eukaryota, Viridiplantae, Streptophyta, Magnoliopsida, Fabales, Fabaceae. The record is from RefSeq and is a predicted model, not a curated record.
AUGGGCUGCUCCGGCGGUCUGGCCUUGGCCAUUGCUGUUCUUUUGAAAGCCUUCUUCACUGCCGAGGCCGCACCCGAUCUUGGAAAUCAAAUGGCUUCGUCUGGAGCGGAAAAUCGUGUUAGCAAUUGGCGUCAAUAUCUAAGAAAUUCUUCAUCAAAUACAGAAGGGGAGUCCGCCCACGAACCAUCCACCUCACCCUCCUGGACGCGGGUCCUCUUUGGAUCUUCUGAAAUGGAAACGGAGGACACGGGCACGUCCGUCAAUGACAGAGUUGCACGGCCUGUGCCUCCCGCUAAUCCAGUCGCUCCCGGGGAAGCGGAUAUUCUACCUGUCGUACCCUACCCCUAUCAGGAAGAUGAAAUGAUAGGGGGAGAUAGUCUUCUAUCUAUAAGGAAACGACUCUUAGCAUCCAACGCCCAACCAUCUGCCGAGGGCAUUAACUUGGCCCAUCUUGACGCCCAAGACCGCUUCGAAGUCAAGGUGGAUAUAAUCAAGCAGACGGCAGUCCUUGAUCCAAGUGGCGAUUGGACGGGACGGGGAGCGCGGGCCCUGGACAAUCCCCGUGCGGCCUCAUCCAUCAGAAGGGGAACCUUCCUUAAUAGAGCUCUAUCGCCUUAG